Molecule: messenger RNA, 1737 nt
Organism: Cryptomeria japonica (Japanese cedar)
Lineage: Eukaryota; Viridiplantae; Streptophyta; Pinopsida; Cupressales; Cupressaceae
Product: GTPase-activating protein GYP1
Exons: 10
Coding region: 13-1422 (469 amino acids)
Biological process (GO): activation of GTPase activity
Molecular function (GO): GTPase activator activity
Source: RefSeq, a predicted model, not a curated record
GAGGUAAUUGGCAUGAGCGCACGUUUCACCUCAUAUAUAUAUUAUUUCACACACCAAUUUCGGGAGGAGGAGAGAAUGAAGUCGACCAACGAUGAGGAUCGCAAAAAGGAAAGCAGCUUGGAUUGGCGACUUAAUCAAACUCUCAGAAAUGUUCAAGGAUUGCUUAAAGGGCGCAGUUUUCCUGGUAAAGUUCUUUUGAGCCGAAAAACUGAGGAUGCAGUCAAUGCUGAUUCAUCUGAACCUACUUCAACCACUGGCAUAAGUGGCUUAGAAAAUGAAUUAGGGACAAGCCAAAGUUCAGAGGGGGCAGCCAAGAGAGAUUCUCACAGUGAUGGCAGUGCAACAAGUUAUGCAACUGAAGAAAAAUCAGCUCCAUCUUUUAAUAAUGAAGAUUAUAAAGCCACCGAAUUCCAGAAAUCAAACUCUGGUGCCAGAUCAACAGAUUCAACACGCAUUGCAAAGUUUGUGAAAGAGUUAUCUUCUUCAACUGUUGAAUUAGAUACAUUGCGUGAACUUGCUUGGAGUGGUGUCCCACCAUAUCUACGACCAACUGUAUGGCGGCUCUUACUAGGAUAUGCACCACCAAAUUCAGAUAGAAGGGAAGGAGUGCUUAUGAGGAAGCGACAAGAGUAUGUUGACUGUGUUGCUCAGUACCAUGAUAUAUCUGAUGCUGAUCGAACUGAGGAUGAGAUACACAUGCUACGGCAGAUUGCAGUGGAUUGUCCAAGAACUGUGCCAGAUGUUCCUUUCUUUCAACAAACAGCUGUUCAAACAUCCCUUGAGCGCAUUCUCUAUACCUGGGCUAUUCGCCAUCCUGCAAGUGGAUAUGUCCAAGGAAUCAAUGAUCUGGCUACACCCUUUUUGGUGGUAUUUUUAUCAGAAUACUUAGAAGGAAGUAUGGAAAACUGGGUGAUGUCAGACUUAUCUCGAGAAAGUAUGUUAAAUGUUGAGGCAGAUUGUUACUGGUGUCUUUGCAAACUCCUGGAUGGCAUUCAAGACCAUUAUACAUUUGCUCAACCGGGAAUUCAACGUCUUGUUUUCAAGCUGAAGGAGUUGGUGCGACGAAUUGAUGAACCUAUUUCACGACAUAUGGAGGAGGAAGGGCUAGAGUUUUUGCAGUUUGCUUUCCGUUGGUUCAACUGCCUUUUAAUCCGUGAGAUUCCAUUUCACCUUGUCACGAGGUUGUGGGAUACAUAUCUGUCAGAGGGGGAUGCUUUUGCAGAAUUCCUUGUAUAUUUAUGUGCUAGCUUUUUGCUAACGUGGUCUGACCAAUUGCGGCGGCGUGAUUUUCAAGAGAUGGUUCUCCUUUUGCAACAUUUACCUACACAAAACUGGACACAUCAAGAAUUAGAGAUGGUACUUUCACGAGCUUUCAUGUGGCAUGUGAUGUUUGAUCACUCACCUAGUCAUUUAAAUGGUUGAUGAAGGUUGAAAAUUAAUAUUCUAGGUUGAAUUACCAAUGAUUGGUGAUGGAACUACCUUGUCAUUUAAUGAAAAGUACUAGUGAUCCUGAUUGAGAAUAUUAAUCAUGAGUAGGAAACUCAAGGCCUUUGGCAUUGAGAUUUUUCUAACUGGAGGACAAUGCAGCUUGAGAAUAAUUUUUCAUUUAUCCUGCAUCUAGCAAUUAUAUGUACGUUCCAUAUUCCAAGUUUGUUCUUUUGUUCGUUGAAAAUAAUAUCAAGCCAUCAUCUGGAGAACAAAUCCUGUUUACCUGUUGUGAAUCUACUGAUUUCUUCA